AUGUCAGAUCAAUUAGUGCCCGAAACACGGGUGCUCGCCGUGGCAAGUCAUGUCGUCUACGGUCAUGUCGGAAACACAAUGGCGACCUUUGUCAUGCAAUCUCUUGGCUGUGAAGUUGCCGCCUUGAACACUGUCCACUUCAGUAACCACUCUGGGUACCGCCAGCUCAAGGGAACCCGUGCUACUGCACAGGAGAUCUCGGACCUCUACCAGGGCCUUUGCCAGAGUAACCUCACUGAUUUUGAUGUCAUGCUAUCCGGCUAUGCCCCAAGCGCAGCAGCCGUCGAGUCCGUAGGAGCCAUUGGAAUCGAUCUGCAGCAAAAGGCAGAAAAUAAACCAGGCUCCUUUUUCUGGGUCCUGGACCCGGUCAUGGGUGACCAAGGUCGUCUGUACGUGAACGACGAUGUAAUCCCCGCUUAUAAGAAGAUCGUCCCAUUUGCAGACCUGAUCCUGCCUAACCAAUUUGAAGCCGAAGUACUCUCCGGUGUUCAAAUCACUUCGCUGGAAACCCUGGCUGAAGCAAUCACCGCCAUUCAUCGCAUCUACUCUGUGCCCCAUGUCAUCAUCACUUCCGUGCAACUCUUUAAGCUCUCCCAAAGUGGCUCCACACCUCCACCCCCAGAGAACUUCUUGACAGUGAUCGGCUCCACCACCAAGUCCGAUGGGUCCCCACGUAUCUUCCGUGUGGACGUUCCAGCCCUAGACUGUUUCUUCAGCGGCACCGGCGAUAUGUUCGCUGCACUGACAGUCGCCCGACUGAGCGAGGCUGUCUCGGAUACAGGCAAUGAUCUACGUGCUACUAAGUCUUGGGUCUCUCCCGAUAGUGUCGCUGCGGUGGACCUGCCGCUUGCCAAGGCUGCUAUUAAGGUCCUGUCUAGCAUGCACAGCGUGUUGGAGCGGACGCUCGAGAGCCGCGAUGCUGAAUUGGCAACUGAGGUGCCGGCGACGAAUGAGCAGCUUUCUGAAGAGGAGGCUGCUAAGAGGGGUUAUCUGCGUCGCACUAAGGCUGCCGAAGUGAGGCUCGUGAGGAAUACUAAGGUUUUGAGGGACCCUAAGAUUCAGUUCGAGGUACAGAACUGGCGGAAGGAAGAUCUACCCAAGCAUUUGCAGUAA
Molecule: messenger RNA, 1113 nt
Organism: Penicillium brevicompactum
Lineage: Eukaryota; Fungi; Ascomycota; Eurotiomycetes; Eurotiales; Aspergillaceae
Product: pyridoxal kinase
Exons: 6
Coding region: 1-1113 (370 amino acids)
Biological process (GO): pyridoxal 5'-phosphate salvage
Cellular component (GO): cytosol
Molecular function (GO): pyridoxal kinase activity
Source: RefSeq, a predicted model, not a curated record